This is a messenger RNA of Melospiza georgiana, 342 nucleotides long. RefSeq names its product beta-microseminoprotein-like. NCBI's taxonomy places the organism in Eukaryota, Metazoa, Chordata, Aves, Passeriformes, Passerellidae. The transcript has 4 exons. The record is from RefSeq and is a predicted model, not a curated record. The coding region runs from base 1 to 342 and encodes 113 amino acids.
AUGGCUCAGAAGAGCUUUCUGGCUUUCCUUGUUGCAAUGGGCAUCCUAGUGAGCCUGGGUGAUGCAUACUGCUGGAGGAAACCUCGCGGGCCAGGGGAGGCCAAAGACGGCUGUUUACUGAAUGGAAAACGGUAUCCCUUUGGACACAUUGAGAGGACAGAAGAUUGCUACCAAUGCGACUGUGAUGAAGGUGGAAUGCAAUGCUGUUCCCUCUUUCACACUCCUGUUGCUUAUGACAACAAGAAUUGUAAAGUUGUCUUCAACAAGAAGAGCUGCGACUAUGAUGUGGUGCAGAAGAACGACCCCUCUAAGAUGUGUUCUGUCUAUUCUCGUGUGGGCUAA